Messenger RNA from Penicillium bovifimosum, 783 nucleotides. RefSeq names its product Short-chain dehydrogenase/reductase SDR. The record is from RefSeq and is a predicted model, not a curated record. The transcript is spliced from 3 exons. NCBI's taxonomy places the organism in Eukaryota, Fungi, Ascomycota, Eurotiomycetes, Eurotiales, Aspergillaceae. Gene Ontology annotation, molecular function: oxidoreductase activity. The coding region runs from base 1 to 783 and encodes 260 amino acids.
AUGUCCACAAGCCAGAACCUAGCCGGCAAAGUCGCCAUAAGCUCCAGCCGUGGCAUCGGCGCCGCAAUAGCCCUCAAACUGGCCCAACAAGGCGCCAACAUAGCAAUAAACUACCACACCAACGACUCAGCCGCCGACUCAAUCGUCGAUCAAAUCCUAGCGCUAGGCGUCCACGCCACCGCCUUCCAAGCAGACGUCUCGAAGGAAGAAGAGGUCAAGACCAUGUUCGAAGCCGUCAUGAGCGUAUUCGGUCGGAUCGAUAUAGUAGUCAGCAACUCGGGCAUCGAGCACUUUGGAUCUCUAUCCGAGGUUACAGAAGCCGAUAUUGACAAAGUCUUCGCGGUUAAUGUCAAGGGACAGUAUUUCGUCGCACAGCAGGCUUAUCGGUUUAUGGAGGCGUUUGGGAGGGUUAUUUUGACUUCGUCGAUUUCGGCUGUUAAGGGCGUCCCCAAUCACGCUGUCUACGCUGCAUCCAAGGCAGCCGUGCAGGGCAUGACCAAGUGUCUGGCUGUGGACUUUGGUCCGCGGAAUAUCACUGUCAAUUGCAUUGCUGCUGGCGGUGUCAAGACCGAUAUGUAUGCUGAGGUUGCGAAGGAGUAUAUCCCCGGCGGGAAGGAGAUGAGUCCCGAGCAGAUUGAUCAGGCGCUGGGGAAGUGGUCGCCGCUUGGGAGGCCGGGGGAGGUUGAGGAUGUUGCGGGCGUUGUGGGGUUGAUUGCUAGUAAGGAGAGUCAGUGGUUGACUGGGCAGACUUGGCAGGUUUCUGGGGGUGCUUAUAUGGUAUAG